Molecule: messenger RNA, 3225 nt
Organism: Lingula anatina
Lineage: Eukaryota; Metazoa; Brachiopoda; Lingulata; Lingulida; Lingulidae
Biological process (GO): cell surface receptor protein tyrosine kinase signaling pathway; protein phosphorylation; multicellular organism development
Cellular component (GO): signaling receptor complex; plasma membrane
Molecular function (GO): ATP binding; transmembrane receptor protein tyrosine kinase activity
Source: RefSeq, a predicted model, not a curated record
AUGUGUCAGUGCUCCUGGAAGUUCCCAUGUUACCCUGGUACUUGUAGUUCUGGUACUAACUGUAGGUGUACGCCUGGAUUUGGAGGAGCGCACUGUGGAAGUAUUAUCAGUGAUUCACAGAGCCCAAACAUUACAUCCUGUAAGGCAACUUUGAGUGACCGGACAGGAAGUCGAGAUCAUUCAGAGGCAGUGGCCAGCUGGCCAUAUAACACAACAGUUUAUGUGAAGAGACAGGAUUGGAACCACGUGAAAGUAGAGUGGACAAGUAACUACAAUUUGACCACAGCACCACCUCGUCCUUCUUAUAUUAGGAGUAUACUGCUUGGAAUUGUGAGCGGAAAUGCUCACCUGAGGUGGCAUAGUCAAGAUGAGAGGUACCUUUUUUCUCAUACUCUUCCUUGUGGAAAUGGUGAUAGUGCAAGUAAUCCUAACCAAGGCAUCUCCAGUUGCAGAGUGGAAUACAGUUUUCCCAGACAUACCAUAAAACAUGAAGACAGGUUGGAAGUGGGUAUAUCAAGCAGGAAUGGAGGCUACAAGGUAGUAUUAAAUACUGAUACUAAUUUAGUAAAAAACCAUGCAAUCAAAGGACGAGAUGCAACAAGAAAUUUCACCUACAUUUUCGACUUUGAGGAACCAAAGCAUAUUUGCCGUGACCUGGAUAAAUGUGCAGAAAAAGACUCUGCCUUAAUGACUUAUGUGGCAAAAAAUGGAACCCAGCCUCAGCUGGAGAUCCAGUGGGCUAACUGGGUAGAUGUAACAUCUGGUAUUGAGAAGUAUGUCUACACCAUCAUCCGUGGCAGCAUACAAAGUGGUUUAUCUGUACAUAAGAAAGAAUGGAGAAGUGGGAAUCCAUGGCCGGUGUACAUUGUGAACACAGGAACUUAUGCUGUUCUUCUGAAAGUUUUGGACAGAGCUGGAAAUGAAGCAACUGUGUCUAAAGAGAUCAAUGUUGACGAGCACCUCCCUACUGUCAGUCCAAAUUUUUGCCCCAGUCAAAACUGCUACCCAGGAUUCUGUGUCCCUGACACUGGAAAUUGUAUCUGCACAGCUGGAUUUAGUGGAGACAACUGUAAUACAAUCAGUGGAGAUAUCCAGGAUCCUACCAUCAAGACAAUACAGAUUAUGCUGACUGCAAAUCACAGCCUACCCUAUGUGUAUGAGAAUGCAGCAGAAGAAUCAAACAUCAUUAAUCUGUACACCAAUAAGCUUGACUUGGCAGAUUUGAAGUUGUCAUGGGAGGCAGAAUACAGAAUGAUGGGGGAUUUGCCAUCAAGACCACCAUCUGUGUCAGACUUCCAGAUAGGACUUGUUUCAUCUAAGGCUGAACUAGAAAUUGAGUCAGCUGGUGGCAGCACAAAGAAAGAGGCGACUCUGGACUGUCUUAAAGCUGACACCUCUUUGGAGUCCUUUGUAUCCUGCAGCCAAACCCACAGACUGUAUGGAUCUCGAAAAGACCACGACAGACUAAAAAUUGUCCUGAAAGCUGAAAAUGGUGGCCACAAGAUUGCUUCUGGGCAAAACAUUAAAUACCAAGGAAAAACAGUUCAGCGCCAAAUCAACAUCCACUAUGAUACCGAGGCUCCAUAUAAUAACUGUGCUGCUGGCUCUGGGAAAUGUGAAGAUGAAGAAUUGAAAGUAGCAAUUGGACAACAAAUUAGUGUUAAUAAGAAAGAAAUACUUUUGACCUUAUCAUGGGGUGAUAACUGGAAGGAUGCAUUGUCUGGUGUUGCAAAUUUCCACUACUUCAUUUACAGCUACCUUGGUACCAAGAAGAUAGGAUUGGGGGAUGCCCCUCUUGCAAAUGGCUCUUGGACAGCAGGAGACAGGUUUCCAACAUAUGAUGUGAAAAGUGAUAAAGCUGCAUUUACAGUUGUGCUCCAAGUGCUGGAUAAGGCUGGGAAUAAUAUUAGAGUGAGACGCGAUAUUGAUUUGACCAGUCCAAGAGUGGCAGCUUUGCUUGGAAACGUACCAAGUGAUGGUGGAGGGGAUCAAAGUGGACUUCUAACAGUGCCAAUCUUCUUCUUCAUCCUGGUUGUUGCUGUGGUUGCGUUGGGAGCCGUGGCAGUCGUGAGACGGAGACAUGGUUAUCCUUGGUUGUGGAAAGACGAAAAGUUAAAAUUUUGGCAACCAAAAAAAAGGCAUGAAUAUGCAACUGCAGUUUACCAUAAUGACACAUAUGAUGAAGAUGAAGACCAGGGCAUUUACUAUGAGAGUGAGGCAUACGGCAGAAGUGUGGAAAUUUCCAGCAGCCAUAUUGUUCUGGGAGACACCCUCUGCUAUGGACAUUUUGCCAUAAUUAGACAUGCUGAGUGGACUCCUGAUAGACAGAAUUCUAUGGCAGUUAUUGCAAAAAUGUUGAAAGAUGCCAAGAGCAUAACAGACAGGCAGUUGAUGUUGGAUAAGAUCAAGUUUGUUGGAGAUGUUCCUCGUCAUGAGAAUGUUCUGGCCAUGCUCGGAAAGGUGACCGAUGACUUCCAGACAGGUCCAUACAUGGUCUUGGAGUACUGCAAAAAUGGCACCCUUCGUGACUGGUUGCUGGCACAGAAGGCAAAGGGAGGUGAACUGAGCGUUGACACAGCUGAUCGUAUGACGGAGUAUGCUGUACAAAUAGCAGCAGGGAUGGAACAUCUGAGUAAUAACAUGAUUGUCCACAAGAGACUGAUGUCUAAGAAUGUCCUCCUCAAUGGUAAAAUGGUUGCCAAGGUGAUGGGAUUUGGUCCUGAGGGAAAAGAUGCAGCCAAAAACAAGAGUCGUUUACCCACCAAAUGGAUGGCCUUGGAAAUUCUGCAGGAUCCACAGCUGAAAUAUACCACUGCGUCUGAUGUCUGGGCCUUUGGUAUCACUUUAUGGGAGAUAUACAGCCUGGGUGACCUUCCUUAUCCUACUGGACACAAGGACAAACUGAUAACUCUGCUGGAGAGUGGAACCCGCCCAGACAAACCUGUAGAGUGCCCAGAUGAUAUCUACAACCAAGUGAUGCUGAAAUGCAUGGACCAUGACCCAAGCAAGCGUCCAUCAUUCCAACAGAUCAAGAACCAGUUGAAUGAUUUCUUCCACCCUCCCCCAGAUGACAGUGGCAUAUACUAUGGUUUAUAAGAGUAGCUGUGAACAUGUGUCUUGCAUUGGAGAUGGAAUUAAGAACUAAUUACUCUUUGGAGAUUGAAAUAAGGACUGAUUACCGGACACUGAUAAAAAGAUUUUUUUUGCAGUCUUUAGAAGACUCGA